CAAACUGCGUGGCUCACGUUAAUCCUGCGCUCGAGUGAGGCCUUUCAAUGUGCGAGGGGCCUUCAUCAAUAUGUGGACCCAUCCCACCAGACCCGUCGCUGUUUCCCCAGUACUACAAAAGACCUACUUCAGCUCUGGGACGUUUAGAGGGAAACAAACGGAGUACGUCGACGCUGCUGUCGGGGCCCCUCGCUCCGGAUGCUGUACUGCACCCUGACUGCUACAGCGCUCGCGCCUCAGCGCGACGUCCACGCAUCAGCGCCAACGCUUCCCACAUUCUGGAGCGAGGGCAGAGAGGCGUCAUGAGGGAGCUUCUGAAAGUGGAUUAUUUUCCUGACACAGAGAUAACCAAACCCAAGCGAGAGUUCGACUUUCGUAAAGACAAUAUCCGGCGGCUUCGGGAAAUCCAGAGACGCUGCAAAGAAGUGGAAGCUGAGAGGGCUCGUUCCGCUCCAGUCAAAGCUUUGUGGACUUCAACUAAAUACCACAAUGUCCAAUCCAAAUUCAUGGAAGACAUACAGGUUACCAGUGCAGCCGUGAAACCACAGUGUCAAACCUUUCUAAAGGGUCACUCUAAAAAUAAAGCACCACCAAGACCACACUCAACACCCGCCCCUGUGACCUCGCGUCACUCUUGCACGCCGGUACAGGACAAGAAUUUGCAAGUAAAAGGCCAGAGCAUAGACUUCAUCAAGUAUAACGCACGGGCUGCGGGAAAGACUAUGCAGAGGUCCCAGUCGCUGACAAACCUGCGAGAUAAACCAGUGCCCAGCGCUGUCAUAGGCCAGGUGCCUCACUACCUAGAGGAGAGGAAGAAACAGUGGCGUAAAGAAGAAGAGGAGGAGAGGAGGAAGAAACUUAAUCCAUCCGUUCCAGCUGGACACGCCUUAAUGUCUGACAGUGACAGGCAGGAAACUCUAAAGACGCUCAAAGAGAGCCAUCGCUCCCUGGUGACAGAGCUGCUGUUGCUUCCUCUCAAAGCCGACAAUCUGAGUGUUCGCUCGCGCCGCGCUCAUCUUGAUAGAAGACUUUCUGAGAUCGAGGAAGCCAUCAAAAUAUUUUCCAGGGAUAAAGUUUAUGUCAAAAUAAAUUCCUAACCAGUAAAGAAGCCAAAGAGGGACAUCCACCUGCUGAAAUGUUUAAAAUGUUGAUUUUGACUUUUCUGUUAAAUUAUGCAACAUUACACCGUACCAUGUGACCUAGAGUAUAAUAUUAGUGUUUGAAAAGUAUUGUGUUUUAUACUAGAAACAUGGAAAAUUACACCAACCACAGAAUGAGUAAGCAUUACUACUGGAUCGUAUGAUUUGGGGGGGCAGCAAAUUGCUCUCAAAAUUUUUAAAUGACCUUGUAUAAAUACAUUUGUAUAUAUUGCUAUAUUUGCUGUUUUAAAGCAUUGAUGUGAUAAGCAAAAAAAAUCAAAAGAUGACGACAUACACUACUUCAAAGCACAAUAUGAAUAUUUCAACCAAUUUUGAUAAAUAUUGUAUAGCCAUUUAGAUAAAGCUGAAUAAAAAUAAUUCAACUUGCAACAACACUGUUGCUAUGAACUUCUUCCAAACAUGCUUUUAUAAGUAAUAUUACGUAUUUUUUAUGAACAUUGUUUCUUUUCAUGGAUUAAUAGCUUGUUUAUAGUUUUGAUUACUGUAGUAUGGUGUGUGAAAGAACUACUAUAUCUCGUGAUCCAAAGUGGAAAUGACAAGUUAAAGUGCUUUAGAAAUAAAGUUGAAUACAUUAUUUA
Molecule: messenger RNA, 1738 nt
Organism: Phycodurus eques (leafy seadragon)
Lineage: Eukaryota; Metazoa; Chordata; Actinopteri; Syngnathiformes; Syngnathidae
Gene: enkd1
Product: enkurin domain containing 1
Exons: 8
Coding region: 48-1097 (349 amino acids)
Cellular component (GO): cytoplasmic microtubule
Source: RefSeq, a predicted model, not a curated record